Schistosoma bovis is the source of this 462-nucleotide messenger RNA. The record is from the annotation of a GenBank genome assembly. Lineage: Eukaryota; Metazoa; Platyhelminthes; Trematoda; Strigeidida; Schistosomatidae.
AUGCCUGCUUUUAAACAACGUCAUCCAGAUGGAGGUGGUGUAACACAGAGAGGUGGUCGCGGCGGUGGUGGCGACGGUCGUUAUGGCAAUCGUGGGGGUGUUCAGGGUGGUACUAGUGGUUAUAGUUGUGAUGGAUCUCGGAAUGGUGGAAGAUGUGCUGUUGGCAGCAACAUCAGUAGCAGAGGAGUUGGUGGUGGUAGUUAUGCUCAAAUGUAUGGUCAGGCAACGCCAUACACGAGCAAUGGAAGAGGUGUACCAUUGUGUGAUGGUUAUGUGACUGAUCCGUAUCAAAUGGCUUCAAUCAGCCAACAAAUGGGUGGUAUGAUGUUAUUUGAACCUGGCUUAUCUGCUGCUUCACAGCAAAAUUUUGUCUUUCAACCUACAAAGGGUCAGGUCGCUGGUGAUUUUAAUUAUGGAAGAGGUCAACCAGGUGGGCGUGGCAGUCGCGGAAGACCUUAUUAA